Cryptococcus amylolentus CBS 6039 is the source of this 1551-nucleotide messenger RNA. RefSeq lists its product as hypothetical. Bases 75 to 1385 code for a protein of 436 amino acids. The record is from RefSeq and is a predicted model, not a curated record. The transcript has 5 exons. Lineage: Eukaryota; Fungi; Basidiomycota; Tremellomycetes; Tremellales; Cryptococcaceae.
CCGGCGCCAUCCAAACACCCCUCACCGCCAUCAAAAACACCCCCGCCGCCAUCCUCCCCCCCGUCUCGGGCGACAUGGAUACCACGGCGCCUUCGCCUAGCUUCUACCAACAUAGCUAUGCCUGCACGCCCCAACAGCACCAGCCGUAUCCCUCUCCCCUGCCGACGCACGUCAACGCCCCGCAUCGUACCCCUCUGAGCAUCCACCGCCGACCCCCUCCUGUGCACUAUCUCCACCAGACUCCGAACGGCAGCUCUCCCCAGCUGCCUAUGACCCCGCCGUACGCGGCGUUCCAGUACCCACAAAACAGCAUACCCCCAACCACGCAUCAGACUUCUCCCGAGACCCCUGCCGGCUCCGAGCCAUUGCCCUCGAACCAUAUUCACGUCAUCCGAACGACGCCGCAAGAAGCACAGCCGCCCCAGGUGGCAAUGUUCCGAUCCAACUCCACAAUGUCGACCGCUAGCACCAACCGCCCGCCGGCGCUGUCGAACGGCCCCAGUCCGACCGGAGGAGAAGAGGUGAUUGCCGAUAUGAGCGAGCAGAGCUAUGAGGGGUUCCCGCCGGGUACGAGCCAGCAGCAUGCGAGGAUGGUGCAGCAGCAACAGCAGAGUCAGCGAGGGGAGCAGGCGCCAGUCGGACCAGGGGAGCCACAGUCGGCUCCAGGACGGUGGCAGAUGGCGCCGGGGCAGCAGGCAGCGCACCUUUGGCAAAGUGGUGUGCAGGCACAUCCAUCGCAGGAGCCGUUGCCUCAGUUAGAAGGGGGAGCUGGGCUGAGGGUCAUUGUCAACUUUAUUGAGGCGCUAGGUCAAAUGCAGGGCGACGACCUGAACGAGUGGACAUCCUUCAUUCUCCACAAUUUUGAAGACAACGCCCGCUUCCAAUUUGUCGUCACCGGAAGCACAACACACCUAUACGACAUCCCCGCCCACUACCUCCCCCGCUUCUUCCUCACCCUCCCUUGCAUACCCCACAUCCUCUUCACAGACCCCAUCGAAUCAUCCUUCGACCCGCCCUCAUCAUACGUCUCUAUACCAUACCACCACGACCCGGAUCAUCCCAUGCACCGCGCAAGAGAGACGGAGGAGAGGACGAUUCUGUGUUCGGAUAUGGAGUGGAGGAUAUUGGAGAAGAAGUGGAAGGGGGCGUUUAGUGCGGUGGUGGGGAGGGGCAGGAGGAUGGAGAGGAUGGAGGUGGUUUUGAGGGAAGGGGAGGAUGGGCCGUUCCCGGAAGCUGGGCUGAGGGUUUUACGGGUGGCGCAGGAGAUGGAGUCAUUUGCAUUGAUCAUGCGGUUACAGCAGGAAGAGAACUUGGCCCCGAAGGAUGCUCUAGCACGAUUCACUCUUCCAGAGGAGCAAGAAGAGCAAGCGCCGGACGAUUCAUGAGACAGGCAUAGGCAUGGGUAUGGGCAUGAGAGGGAGUGGGGCAAGCGAUGGAAUGUCUCCUACUAGCAUAUAGUUGUAUCAUACUGUGCACAAUCUUCUGACGACAAAGUUUUCUUGUUAUAUUGCAUCUGCUCAUGUCGUUGAAAGCAUGUAUUGCGUUCGUAUA